CGGAGGGAUGGGCAGGACGUGAGGAGGGAGCCGGGAACGCCGCCGGGGCAUGGGGGUCUGAGGGAGGCCGGGCAUCACCUCCCUGCCAACAGGCACCAUGGGCUGCUGCUGCAGCUCAGACUAUGAUGAGGACUGGAUCGAGAACAUCGACAUCUGCGAGCACUGCAACUACCCCAUCGAGCCCAACAGCAAGAGCCAGAGGCUGAUCCGCACUGGCUCCGAGGUGCAAGACCCCCUGGUGUCCUACGAGUCCACGUCCCCGCCGUGCUCCCCCAUGCAAGAUAAGCUGGUGGUGGCCCUGUACAACUACGAGCCCAAGCACGACGGGGACCUGGGGCUGCGGAAGGGAGAGAAGCUCCGUGUGCUGCAGGAGGAUGGGGAGUGGUGGAAGGCACAGUCCCUCACCACCGGCCAGGAGGGAUUGAUCCCCUACAACUUCGUGGCCUUGGUGAACAGCCUGGAGCCCGAGCCGUGGUUCUUCAAGAACAUCAGCCGCAAGGACGCCGAGCGGCAGCUCCUGGCGUCGGGCAACACGCACGGCUCCUUCCUCAUCCGCGAGAGCGAGACCUCCAAAGGCUCGUACUCGCUGUCCGUGCGGGACCUGGACGAGGCCCAGGGAGAGACGGUGAAGCACUACAAGAUCCGCAACAUGGACAACGGCGGCUUCUACAUCUCCCCCCGCAUCGCCUUCGGCAGCCUCAGGGAGCUGGUGCAGCACUACACGCGCACCGCCUAA
This is a messenger RNA of Empidonax traillii (willow flycatcher), 736 nucleotides long. It is a transcript of the gene LCK, whose product is annotated as LCK proto-oncogene, Src family tyrosine kinase. NCBI's taxonomy places the organism in Eukaryota, Metazoa, Chordata, Aves, Passeriformes, Tyrannidae. The transcript is spliced from 8 exons. Gene Ontology annotation, molecular function: protein binding. The record is from RefSeq and is a predicted model, not a curated record. Bases 98 to 736 code for a protein of 212 amino acids.